Molecule: messenger RNA, 782 nt
Organism: Cicer arietinum (chickpea)
Lineage: Eukaryota; Viridiplantae; Streptophyta; Magnoliopsida; Fabales; Fabaceae
Source: RefSeq, a predicted model, not a curated record
UUUGAUGGAUGGAUAUGUAUAGACACCAACACUAAGACAUAGCCUGCAGAGUGUACAAAUUUGUCCAUUUGGGUUUGCAUGAAGUGUCCCAUUUCAACAACACCACGUGCUUAUCAUUAGCUUCUACAAAAAGACACGUCACCAAUUUCACCAAUUCCAACAUUAUUUUUUUUAUUACAACCUCGUCUCUCUCAAAAGCAUAGGUAGUAGUGAAUAAUUAAGCACAGCACAAAAACUAUGGCUGCUGCUCAAUUCCUCACUCUUCUUCACUCUUCUUCAAGAUCUUCUUUGCUCAAACCCUCUAGACCAUUUUUCUACAACCCCAUCAAGAAUUAUGGGGAAUCAAUCAAAGGAAAACAAAGCAGAUUGAUGGAAGAAAGGGCACCAUCUACAGCUGAAGAAUUUCUAAGAGUGGCAGAGGAGAAAGAAAAGGAAACUAAAAAAGUGGUGGCAAGUCAAACUAUUGAUAAAACAAUUGAUGCUGCUGAAGAAGCUACUAAGGGUAAUUCAAGAAUUGAAAAUGUUAAGAAUAGGUACAAGGAGGGGUGAUCAAGAUAUUGCUAAGCUAAUUACUUCAACUAUGAUAUUGUUGUUUUUUUAGCUAGAAUAAGGGGUCUUGUGUUUUCCAAAAAGCUUGUUUCAUUGUUAGUGUUUAUGAUUUAUGAGUAAAAUGGUUGGAGUACUUAUGUGUAAAACUAUUUGAAAUUCUUGGUUUGUAUGGUUUUGAACUUUAAAACUCCAUUUUUUUUUAUAUUGAUGGAUACUUCAUGAAUCUUGAUGAA